This is a messenger RNA of Tripterygium wilfordii, 965 nucleotides long. RefSeq lists its product as uncharacterized. NCBI's taxonomy places the organism in Eukaryota, Viridiplantae, Streptophyta, Magnoliopsida, Celastrales, Celastraceae. The record is from RefSeq and is a predicted model, not a curated record. The coding region runs from base 149 to 541 and encodes 130 amino acids. The transcript has 2 exons.
AAUUAGUUUGAAUUUCAUUCUUUGAUUAUGAUAAUUAUUAUCGACACAUUUUGGGCCCAAGCCCAAGCUCAAGUCCUAGUCCAUUAACUAGCAAGGCCCGAUCGAACAACUGUGAUUAUUUCUUUCCUUCCCCGCCACAACCGCUUCGAUGAUCUAUCUUCCUUCCUGUCCAACCCUCUUUACCGUUCGUUACCGCUUCAGAUCGUUUGAAAUAAGCAGGCUUCUCGCAUUUCGUGACGCAGUCGCGCUCUCUCUCGGAACUUCCUGGUGGCUGGUGGGAAAAGAAAAGAUGAGGUGGAACUACCCAGAAAUAUCCUUGGAGGAUAUGAUAAAGCUGGUAAAUGGGUUUGAUUCUGGGAUCUGGGUAUCAAUCAAGAAAGCCUUGCAGUGGGGUUCCUUCUUCGAGAAUGAAUCUUCAGUUCUUCACCAACUCUUGUGUAAAACAGAAGAAAAAUCAUAUACGAUAAGGCUCUUGCAACUUUUUGAAGCAAUGGCUCAUCCAAAGUUGUCUUCAUCGUCGCUGUUGACAUUACAUCACUAGCAAAAGCAUCAUUCCUCUCUCAACCUGGGGACCAAUAUGACGAGGCAAUGCUGGCAGAGAAAAGUUGGACUACAAUUAGGUUUUGUCACCUGCAUAUAAGAAAAUGACAUCUACCUAGCAUCUAUGAUGGUGAUGCCCACUGAAGAGAAUUGAUACUUGAAAGCUCAAUCCAUCUCUGCCUUCUAUUUUCUUGUGUUCUUGCUUCUGGCGAUUCAAGUUCUCCUGGGUUUUUAUUCGGAUGAAAAAUCUACACUGUGGAAGUUCAAAGAGGAUGCAGCUCUUGAAGUGGGGGAAGAGAAUUGCAAGCACUGGCUCUGCAGACCCAUUAGUUGGCGUACAACGAAGAAUUCCUACUGGUUGCCUCUGCCAUUGGUCAUACAUCUUGAGGCAGUUGGCAUGGAAGUUAAAGUCACAGUGGAAACAA